Molecule: messenger RNA, 2648 nt
Organism: Chlamydomonas reinhardtii
Lineage: Eukaryota; Viridiplantae; Chlorophyta; Chlorophyceae; Chlamydomonadales; Chlamydomonadaceae
Exons: 4
Coding region: 266-2098 (610 amino acids)
Biological process (GO): ceramide biosynthetic process; sphingolipid catabolic process
Cellular component (GO): cell periphery; endoplasmic reticulum; membrane
Molecular function (GO): protein binding; glycerophospholipase activity
Source: RefSeq, a predicted model, not a curated record
CCUUACAUUGGAAGCUGAGACACGCCCUGGCGUUGAAACUGCUGCAGCACAGUACAGUGCUACGUAUUACCGGCCGCUGCUAGCGUCAAUCCACAGCCACACGGUCAUGUCAGGAAUUUUGUCUCUUUCGUAGUCAUUUCGUCAGAGGCAGAGCCUUUCCGCUGGCUGCCUUAGCGCCGCAAUGGAAUAUCUCGAGUACGAUGGGGCGCUGCGCAGGCUUUCAAGGACAAUGGCUUGCUCGGCGAGCAUGCCACCAACGGAAGACAUGGACCCCAAAAUAUGGGGCAACCUGCCGCGAGAGAUUGUGGUCCGCAUCUUGGAACGCCUUCCCCCGAACGAGUUCACUUGCACCGCUCGCCUGGUGUGCCGCGCUGCCGCUCGUCAGGUGCGCGCUGUCGCCCGAAAGCCGGUUGUGCACCUCUCGGAGUGGACGCCGCCCACGGAGUUCGCCGCCCAGUGGCAGCGGCCGGGCGCCACUCUGGCCCUCAGCUUGAGGCAGCGCCGGCGGCUGGUGGCGCUAGUGGCUGCCAGUGGCGUCGUCCCCAACCUCCGUGUGGCUGCAGAGGCGGCCGGCUGCCUGCUCACCUCGGAAGUGGUGGCCGCGGCAGCGGCAGCGGGCCAGGUGGACACGUGCGCCGCGCUCAUACACGAGCUGGGCCACCUGCCCUUCUUCAGCCUGUUUGACGCGGGCGUGGCGCUGUCGCACUCGUCAUUCAGGGAGUGGGACCGCGAGCUGCGCAACCGGCUGGUUGCGGACCCGCUGUGUGCCGCCGCGUACGCCGGCAACGAGCGCAUGUGCAGGUGGCUGAUGCGCAAUGGCGUGGAGUGGCACGAGGCGGCGGUGCUGGCGGCCGGCCGCGGCGGCCACGCCUGCCUGAUGGAGCUGCUGGAGGGGCUGCGGCCGUCGGGCGCCGCCGCCGCCACGCACUUCGCCCGCGUGGCGCGCAGCCUGCAGAUGCCGCCGGCGGCGGCCUGGCGCGUGGAGAUGUUCGCAGCCGCUGCCUACGGCUGUGACGCCCGCACACUGCGCUACCUGCAGGUCAAGUGGCAGCGGCUGCAGCGCUUCACAGAUGCCUACGGCCGCGUCACAGCCGCCGCCGCCGCCAGCUCCACCCCGGACUGGCAGGCGAAGCUCGAUCUACUCAUCGGUUUGGGCUACAAGCGCAGCGUGGAUGCCGCCGCCGCGGCAGCGGCCCGCCCCGACGCUGCGGCUCGGCUGGCGUUCCUGUCUUUGCGCGGCUUCCCCAGUGACGACGGUGCCUGCCUGCGUGUGGCGGCGGCGGCGGGCAACGCGGCGUUGGUGGAGCAGCUGCUGGGCAGCGGCGUGCCGGUGUCGGAGGAGGCGGUGACGGCGGCGGCGCGGGAGGGGCAGCUGGGCUGCCUGCAGACCCUGACGCUGCGUGGCGGCGCGCGUGUGGCGCAGGAUGCGCUGGAGGCCGCGGCGGUGCGCGGGCACGUGCGCGUAGUGGAGUGGGUGCUGGUCAAGGCGCCGCCGCAGGCGCUGCAGGCCCCCGCGGAGCUCAUGGGUCGCAACCUGCUGACGGCGGCGUCCAUGUCGGGCUGCAUGGAGCUGAUGGCCUGGCUGCGGGCGUGGGGCGCAGGAUGGAACCCUGCGCAGUGGCUACUGGCGGCGCGGGCCGGCAACGGCGAGGUGCUGUCGUGGAUGCUGUCAGAGGGGUACCCCCUGCAGAUGGACGGCAACGCGUACUUAUUUGCGGCGUGGAACGGCGACAUGCACACGGUGCGGCACCUUCGUGCGCUGGGCGCCUGCUGGGGUAACUUUGGCCGCGUGUGCCCCUGCAUCGCUGCCUUCGGCAACCCGCUGCGCCUGGUGGCGGCCCUGGUGGAGGCCGGCUGCCCGCUCACCUGGUGGGACCGCCUGGUAUUCUCCUGGCGCAUGCGCACGGAGGGGCGGCGGCUACAGGCCAAUACGGCGGCAGGCGGUGCAAGCGGAGCGCGUGGGGGCGGGGUACGCGGCGGAGCCGCAGGCGGAAGCGGCGGUGGAAGUGGAGGGGGUGCUGGGCGGCAGGAGGGGUGCGACCGCGGCGGUAGCAGCCGGCAUGCCCUACCGUGGUACGCGUCCUUCGGCUGGCUGUAGACUGUAGAGCGGAUGCGUGGUGACGGCUUCACGAUUGAGGCUUAUGGAGCACGUCCAAUGCCCGCCCUGUGCGCUGCGGCCAAGCGGGCAGGACCCCUGGACUUGCUGGGCCCUAUGGCGUCUGUGCGCAUGGCUACGGGAAUUCGGCUUGCUGGCUGCACACGCAUGCGGGCAAUUGCCCUUGCGUCUAUGAUGUUAUUACAGGGCCCCGCUGUGAAUGUACUGACACGCAAGUAUGUACCACGGCCAUGAUGCUGUCCCAACGUGGCCACCACGUGCGCGGCCACCCUGUACUGCAGAUGCAUUAUGCACCGCUCGUGUAUUUGCUUCAUGUACUUUUAAAUAUGCUCGCCGGGUCACCGCUUGUGACAUUAUAUACACAGCAUUGAGGCCGCGGACGCAAUCAACAAAACGGAUGUGUAUUACCGAUUUACCGGUGUCAACUUAGUGGGGGGAAAGUGCGGAGGCAAGGGCAGGGAACGGACUGCGCGUCAAGGUGCCGUUUGGCUGAUGCGAGAUGCCGCGUGGCCAAGCCUAGUCGACUGGAUUG